AUUAUGUAUUUUAAAGGAAAGGUUGUGAAUUAAAACUCGAUUUUCAUAGCUUAUUGAGAACAGCUGUAGACUAUGCUUGAAUGAAUCAGUGAUGCCAGAAAGAAGACGCGAAUUACACGCACACAAAAAUUAUAAAACCACGUACAUGUGCUGCGCAGAGCGUUCUGCGCAGCAUUCUACGUAGCUUUCUGUUGAGAAUUCCACAACUUUGCUGAUUGAUGAGGUUAUAUUUAACCACGUUGGACGUGUAAGCCUUUAUAACAAUAAAAUUAAAUAUUUUAGAAUCAUGAAAACUAAACGAAUUCAUGAUAGUGAAUGGAAACCUGUGACAUUGGAAGGUACCUUAGUGUCCAAUGGCAUAGAAGGAUUAAUUGGAAUAGAGGAAUUGACUGAUUAUAAUUUAGAGCGAAACAGCAAGAAAGGCAAAAUUAUAACUACAGAAGUAAAAUCUGCCGAAGAAAAGAAAUCAGCAGCAAAACGCAAAUGUUCAGAUGAAUGGAAAGAAGCUAAUAUUAACAAUGUUGAGCCAUCUGUAAAGAAAUUAAAAGUCAAGAAAGCUAAAACAAAGAAAUCGGAUGAGAAAAUAAGAUCAGAUCUCAAAACUAGUAAUACACAAAUUGAUUUUGACAGUGAAGAUGAUUCAUCCUAUGAUACAAAUGAUAAUAAAAACUUGGAAAAGAUUAAUGUUGAAGCAUGGAGCUCUAUGGGUGUUCCUACUAGUAUUAUAAAAGCUUUGGCUGAUCAGAAUUUUCAUUCUCCUACUGCGAUACAAGCUCAGACAUUGCCAGCUGCUAUAUUAGGUCGCAGAGAUAUAUUAGGUGCUGCUGAAACUGGUAGUGGUAAGACAUUAGCUUUUGGUAUCCCGAUAAUAAAAGGUAUUUUGCAUUUGAAAAAGCAGCAGUUGGAAAUGUCAAUGUCUGAGGAAUCUACAAAACAUAAAAAUAAAGGAUCGAGUUCAGAAAUAGAAGCUAGAGAUAAUACUGAUUCAGAAAAUGAAGAUAUAUCAGAAUCCGAGAAUUGUGUACAUGUUGUGAAUAACAUAAAGCUUGAUAAUUGUCAAAAUAUUUCAAUCAAACCUUUGUAUGCAUUAAUUUUGACACCAACUCGUGAAUUAGCGAUCCAAAUAAAGAAUCAUCUUACUCAAGCAGCAAAAUAUACAGACAUUAAGAUAGCUGUUGUUCUUGGAGGUAUGGCAGCAGUAAAGCAAGAAAGGAUAUUAAGUAAAGGUCCUGAAAUUGUCAUUGCUACACCGGGAAGAUUAUGGGAACUGAUUCAGGAUGGCAACUCUCAUCUAAAUCAAAUUGAUUCUAUUAGAUACUUAGCCAUUGAUGAGACAGAUAGAAUGAUGGAAAAGGGUCACUUUCAAGAAUUGUACGAUCUUUUAGAAAAAAUGAAUGCAAAUCCAGUCAAGCUGGAGAAACGGCAGACGUUUGUUUUUUCGGCUACUUUAACUAUGGUGCACGAUAUUCCGGAUUAUCUUGAAAGAAAAAAGAAACGAUAUGCUAGGAGUAAAAUAUAUAAACUUACUCCUGGCCAGAAACUGCAAAAGAUUAUACAUUUGUUAAAAAUAAAGAAUCCUAAAGUCGUCGAUCUUACAAAAGAAUCAGGUAUGGCUGAUAACUUAACAGAAUGUCGAAUAGCAUGUACAAUCGAUCAUAAGGAUUAUUACCUUUAUUAUUUUUUGAAGAAACAUAAUGGAAGGACAUUAGUAUUUUGUAACAGCAUUGGCUGUGUUAAAAGAUUGUCUACCCUUUUCUCCAUACUUGAGUGCAAACCUUUACCUCUACAUGCUAGUAUGCAGCAACGACAACGCCUAAAAAAUCUUGAAAGAUUUCAAGCCGAUGAAAACGGACUGUUAAUAGCCACGGAUGUAGCCGCGCGAGGUUUAGAUAUACCUAACAUAGAACAUGUAAUACAUUAUCAGGUUCCCAGGACAUCUGAGAAUUACGUACACAGGAGCGGUAGAACGGCAAGAGCAGAGAAAGAAGGUAUUACUAUUCUAAUGAUGGAACCUUCUGAAAAACAAAACUAUAGUAAAUUGUGCAAAACUCUUGGACGUACACACGAUUUACCCACAUUUCCCGUAGUAGACAGGCUAUUAGUUACUGUAAAAGAAAGAGUAGAUAUUGCUCGCGAUAUUGAUAAACUGGAAUUAAAAUGUCGCCGGCAGAAUACUCAAAAAACUUGGUUACGGAAAGCAAUGGAAGAUAUGGAUAUGGUUUUGGACGAUAACGAUGAUGAUGAUGAAUCAUCAACAGAAUCGGAAGAAGCAGCAGCAUUGAAACGACAAUUAAAAGCAAAGAAAAAUCAUUUACGGUCUCUAUUGUCCAAGCCAGUAUUUCCGAGGGGAUUUUCAGGAAAGUAUCUUGAUGAUAAUUUAAAAAUAGAUCCUGCUCAAGAUACAGAAAAAGCUAUUGAAGUAAUGAAAAAAGUAAUAGAAAAUAAUCCCGAUAAAAUUAAAGAAAACAAUACCGUAUCUCAGAAAAGAAAGCGACAAAAGCUGAAAAGAUCUAGAGUUUAAAAAGACAAAAUAUAUAUAUUUUGUUUAUAUAUACGAAUUGAGUUUUCUAAUACUUUCCUCAUCGCAUUAUAUUAUUU
Camponotus floridanus (Florida carpenter ant) is the source of this 2598-nucleotide messenger RNA. RefSeq names its product ATP-dependent RNA helicase DDX24. NCBI's taxonomy places the organism in Eukaryota, Metazoa, Arthropoda, Insecta, Hymenoptera, Formicidae. The transcript is spliced from 10 exons. Bases 287 to 2521 code for a protein of 744 amino acids. Gene Ontology annotation, cellular component: nucleolus. The record is from RefSeq and is a predicted model, not a curated record. Gene Ontology annotation, molecular function: RNA helicase activity; nucleic acid binding; ATP binding.